Cataglyphis hispanica is the source of this 4884-nucleotide messenger RNA. Its product is annotated as vesicle-fusing ATPase 1-like. The record is from RefSeq and is a predicted model, not a curated record. Gene Ontology annotation, cellular component: Golgi stack. The transcript is spliced from 11 exons. Gene Ontology annotation, molecular function: ATP hydrolysis activity; ATP binding. Bases 258 to 2489 code for a protein of 743 amino acids. NCBI's taxonomy places the organism in Eukaryota, Metazoa, Arthropoda, Insecta, Hymenoptera, Formicidae. Gene Ontology annotation, biological process: Golgi to plasma membrane protein transport; intra-Golgi vesicle-mediated transport; SNARE complex disassembly.
ACACAUACACAUAUAUAUAUAUGAAUAUUUACUUUAUCGAUGUGCAAAACAUACUGAAAAGGAUCAAGGAUCUUAUAACGUGAUAUCAAAAAAGAGAAAAUUAAAAACACAAUGUAUGUGCUAUGUCGAGGACGCGACCACUUGUCCUCUCUCGCGCAUGACCGUAGACAGCUUUAGCACAUCAAUAUCAAAGGUGCAGAGCAGAGACGGGUUCUAUUAUAGUGUGUAUGAUUAGAAUCUGUUGAUUUUCAUCAAGAAUGUCCAUGAUGCGGAUGAAAGCAGUAAGAUGUCCUACAGAUGAGCUUAGUCUCUCCAAUUGUGCAAUUAUCAAUCCUGAUGAUUUUCCAGAUGAUGUUAGGCAUAUUGAAGUAACUACAGCACCAAAUUAUCAUUUUGUGUUUUCUGUGAGAACACAUCAUGAGAUUCAGCGUGGUACAAUCGGUUUUAGUUUGCCUCAACGAAAGUGGGCAACAUUGUCUCUCAAUCAAGAUAUUGAGGUUCGACCAUAUCAUUUUGAUCCAACUUCUAACACAGAAUGUUUAUGCAACAUUGUUUUGGAAGCUGACUUCUUGCAGAAAAAAACUGUUACUUUGGAGCCAUAUAAUACAGAUGAAAUGGCCAAGGAAUUUUUGCUACAAUUUUCAGGGCAGGCAUUCACCGUGGGUCAGCAGCUGGCAUUUCAAUUUAAAGAUAAGAAAUUGCUUGGAUUAGUUGUCAAAAGUUUGGAAGCUGCUGAUUUAUCGGCCAUCAGUUCAGGCCAAAGUACAGUGCCCAAAAAAACUAAAAUGGGUCGUUGUUUAGGCGACACCAUAAUACAAUUUGAAAAAGCAGAAAAUUCAAGCCUAAAUCUUGUUGGACAAGCUAAGGGAAAAGCUAUUCGGCAGACUAUUAUUAACCCAGACUGGGAUUUCCAAAAAAUGGGUAUUGGUGGUUUGGAUAAAGAGUUUAGUGCUAUUUUUAGAAGAGCAUUUGCAUCUCGCGUUUUUCCAACGGAGGUUGUCACUCAAUUGGGUUGCAAACAUGUAAAAGGAAUUUUGCUGUAUGGACCACCUGGUACAGGAAAAACGUUAAUGGCUCGGCAAAUAGGAACAAUGUUAAAUGCAAGAGAACCAAAGAUUGUAAAUGGCCCACAAAUUUUGGAUAAAUAUGUUGGAGAAAGUGAAGCUAAUGUCAGAAGAUUGUUUGCUGAUGCAGAAGAGGAAGAAAAGAGGCUUGGUCCAAAUAGUGGACUUCACAUAAUCAUAUUUGAUGAAAUAGAUGCCAUCUGUAAAUCUCGAGGAAGUGUUGCUGGAAAUACAGGAGUUCAUGACACAGUAGUAAAUCAACUACUCGCAAAGAUUGAUGGCGUUGAACAAUUAAAUAAUAUUCUCGUUAUUGGUAUGACCAAUAGAAGGGAUAUGAUUGACGAAGCCUUGUUAAGACCUGGCCGAUUGGAGUUGCAAAUGGAGAUCAGCUUGCCAGACGAACAUGGACGAUAUCAAAUUCUUAGUAUUCACACAUCUCGAAUGAGAGAAUAUAAAAAGAUAGCGCCUGAUGUAGAUCUGAAAGAGUUGGCAGCCCAAACUAAGAAUUUUAGUGGGGCAGAAUUAGAGGGUCUGGUUAGAGCUGCACAAAGCACUGCUAUGAAUCGGUUAAUAAAAGCUGCCAGCAAGGUAGAGGUUGAUCCUGCUGCAAUGGAGAAACUUAUGGUCACUAGAGGUGACUUUUUACAUGCACUGGAGCAUGAUAUUAAACCGGCAUUUGGUACAAGCGCAGAAAUACUGGGUCAAUUGUUAUUACGCGGAAUUAUUAAUUGGGGAAGACCAGUGGCUGAAAUUCUUGCCGAUGGGUCUCUAUGCAUGCAACAAGCUCGAGCGACUGAAGGAUCUGGUCUGGUAUCUGUUCUUUUGGAAGGACCACCAAAUAGCGGAAAGACAGCACUUGCCGCACAGAUUGCGAAGAAUUCAGACUUUCCAUUUGUUAAAGUUUGUACACCUGAUGACAUGGUUGGUUUUGUUGAAUCCGCAAAAUGUCUUUCUAUACGGAAGGUAUUCGAUGAUGCAUAUCGUUCGCAACUCAGCUGUAUUUUAGUUGAUAAUAUAGAACGUCUGCUAGAUUAUGGCUCAAUUGGUCCAAGAUAUUCUAAUCUGACAUUGCAAGCACUUUUGGUGCUAUUAAAAAAACCACCCCCGCCUGGCCGUAAACUAUUAAUUCUAUGCACCUCUAGUCGCAGACAAGUUUUAGAUGAUUUUGAAAUACUCUCGGCAUUUAAUACUGUUCUUCAUGUGCCUAAUUUGUCAACCCCUGAUCAUCUGUUAAAUGUACUGGAAGAAGUUGAUCUCUUUUCAAAACAUGAAAUGGCUUCUUUACAUGCAAAGCUUCAAGGAAAACGCAUAUUCAUUGGUAUUAAAAAACUACUCUGCCUGAUAGAUAUGGCACGUCAAGUAGAACCAAAUUACAGAGUUGCGAAAUUCUUAUCAAAGUUAGAAGAAGAAGGCGGCCUAGAGUAAGAAGCCUUAGUUCAAUUUGGGAUGUGUGAGCUUUAGAAACAUAGAUAAAGUACAAGCGUUCUGAACGUUCAUUUGUUUUAUGUUUAGCGCGCUUGGAUCGAAGCAACUUCGAUUAUAUAAACGUAUACUUAGACUGUAGUAAAUUAUGUAGAAAUAAUUUAGAAUGAAAGAAAUAUAUAUAUAUAUAUAUAUAUAUAUAUAUAUAUAUAUAUAUAUAUUAUAUACAUAUACAUAUAUAUAUAUAAGCAAUGACACACAUCUAGAUUCUGUGUCACAAUAAGUUCCCAUAACAGGUAAAAAAUAGAUAAUAUCAGCUUGCAUUAUGGAGCAUACUUGAAAACGUGAAUAACUUCAUAUUUUUAAAUAUAAAUGCAUAAAUGAUACGUAAACAUUAUUAUUACAGUUCUAGAAAUGAUUAUUACAGCAAUUCAUAUAUGUAAUAUUUUCAAUGUAAUAACUGUUUUAAUGUAAUCUCAAUUUAACUUAAAAUUUUGACUAAUCCUAAAAAAUUCACAAAAGAGUAAGUUUUUUUAUUUUAUAUCUUUUAGGACCGAAAUUAAUUUGUCAAGCUUGGAAGUAAGAAUUUGCCACAAUGUAAACGAAUAUUUGAUUGAUGCCUAAUAAUGUACAAUUAUUGUAUAGUUACUAUAAAAAUAUGUAAAAAAAAAAAAUGAAAAUAUUUCAAAUAACACAUGCAAUAUCUGAUUUUAAUGUAAGAAUCAUUUGUUGCAUUCAAUAUCAGAUGUACUUCUUCUUUGUCACUUAUUAUGUAUCUUCAAUACAUAAUUACAUCAGUAAGAUACUGAUAUUGAGAAAAUGUACAAGUAGUACUUUGACAUAUAUAUAUAAAAGCUACAGAGACGUUUGCAUCAAUGUCAUUUAUUGCCACUAUUCAAGAUUUAAAAAAUGAGUCUUCAGCUUUUAAAAUUAUAAUCUUAAUUAUAUCGCUAGAAAAUAAUAUUUCUAUAUUAAAUAUUAGCACAGAAUUGCGAUAAAAGCAGUUAUAAAAUAAUAAUGAGCUAAACACAUUCUAUACAUAUAACUUAUAUACUGCAUUAUAUAUAUUUAUUCUGACAGAGAUAUUUUUCAGAGAAAACAAUAUCUUGAAUGUACACUGAUUGUGAUUCUAGAACAGUGAUUCCCGCUCGGGGUAUUGUGACAAAUUUGCCACUUUGUUAUAGAAAUAAGAAAUACAUAAUGUUUAUAAGAGUACAUUUAUUCAAACAAUAGUUUAUUAACGUAAUAAUUAUUGGCUAAUUAUUGCUAAAUAUGCUAAAAUAUCUACUAAAUAUAUUAUAUACAUAUAUAAUUAACAUAAAAUGAGAAAUGUUUUGUUUCACAAAUACUACGAGGAAGAGAGAAAAAUAAGACGAAAAUAUUAAACAUUUUGAGAAAAUAAAAUAUUUAUAAAAGCAAAACUCCUUAAAGAAAUUGUUAAUAUUUUCGAUUUUUUUUUUGUAUUAAUAAAAGAGUUAUAUAUAUAUAUUUUUUUAAAUGUUAUUGUAAAUUUUUUUAAAUAUUAUGUUAUGUAAAUUAUAUAUAUUUUUUUAAAUGUUGGGAAAUACUGUUCUAGUUUGCAGUUGAGAAGAAAAAAUUGUUUAUAAGAGUAUGAUAGAUUUGACAGACUUGUCUUCACCAAGAAUAAGGUGAAUAGAAAUAUUAUGGUAUUCCAUUUUUAAUUAUUAAAUAUAGCAAUAACAUAAGUAUAUAUAAAAAAAAUAUAUCUGUUAUAUUCUCGUAUGCUGGACAUUGUUGAGUACAUCUGUACAAGUGUACAUGUAUAUUAUAACAAUAUAUGAUGGUGCACAUGUUGAUUCAAUAUUUGUCAUUAUAUCUCAUAAAAAAAUUGAUUAUAAUAGAAUAUUUUUAAAGAGAGGCGAGAAUUAGUCAAUAUUUGUCAAUAAUCUCUACUAUCCUCGACACGUACCAAUAAGUAUAAAAAAGCAUUCCAUUUAUUGCUAAAAAUAUAUUUAUUUUAUUAUCAGGUAAUAACAAAAAAGUGCAUUGUAUUCAUUUAUGUAAAUUUUAUUUUUAAUACUGGAAUUAUACGAAGGUGAAUAAUUAUAUGAUUUAUUAUUAGAAUAUAUAAGUAUUAUUCUAUAAAUUAUGAAUAAAAUGUAAUAUAUAAGUUUAUUUAUUUUGUUGCGUACAAAAGAAAGAGUUAUUAGCUAAGAGUUAUUAAAAGGUAAUAACUUGAGAAAUCCCUCAAGUUAAUUAUACAUUAUAUAUUAUGUAUUGAGAGAAAAAAUUGAAUCGUAUAUAUUGCAAUUGCAUUGCAUAGGAAAAUGUCGCUUAUGCAAUAUUCCUCCUUUACUGUAAUAUAAUCGACUACUUGUCUGUAUUUAUCAAUGUGAUGUUAUCAGUACAAGAGAGAAAUAAAAUCACCUACAAAUAA